Messenger RNA from Pelodiscus sinensis (Chinese soft-shelled turtle), 6384 nucleotides. Lineage: Eukaryota; Metazoa; Chordata; Testudines; Trionychidae. The record is from RefSeq and is a predicted model, not a curated record.
AAGCAGAAGAGCAAAUGUGUUCCCUGGACACGGUGGAGUUUUUUCGAGAUACCUUCGGUAUCCCGAAAAGUCCCUGCAGUCUAGACGUUCCCUUUGUCACUGACAGGACAGUUCAGGAUUAACAAAUGUUGUUUAUUGGAACAUUGAGAUAUUUGUCUUUUUCUGCUUACUUCCUGCGUGCCUCAAGAAUCCUGAUGAGAUGAAAAUCAUUCUGAAGUUCACAUUUUGCUUGCUACUCUCUAGGGCUGCUUUGUGUUCAAACCAAAUUCCAAGAAAAGAAGGAUCUCUUCAACAGUUAACUGUCCUGGGAGAAUUCUGUAAUUUUACUCUGGCUCCAAAUGCAACAAUUGAGGAAUUUCUCCCAGGAUUAUCUAACCUUCAACUGUUGCCCUGAUAUGUUGUUCUUCAGCUUCUUCUCAUAAAGAGCCAACGUGAAGGUGAUUAUUUUAGCGAAGGAAAAAAUGAUUCAGAGGACAGUGGUCUACGAUUUGCUACUUGCCAGUUGUUAUGGAAGCAGAUCAAUUCUGAAAUGGAGAAAAUACAAGAUGAACUGAAUAAACAGUUAUUUGAUAACCUAAUAAAUUUUCUGAGACAGUCUCACUCUGAAUUCCAAACAGAGAGUACAGAAUGGAUGUGUCGGAUGAAGUCCAGUGAAAUUCCUACUGCAGCUCUUGUCCUAGGUGUAAAUGUUACAGAUCAUGACUUGACAUUUAAGAGUCUCUCAGAAGUUCUGCAGGAUAGCAUUACUCCUUAUGUAGUCUCACUGCAAGCCAAAGAAUGCCCAGGCAUAAAACACCUGCUGCAGAAGUUGAUGGGACAGCUAAUGAACUGCUAUGUAGAUGUGGAUGACUCUGAAGAGGAGGAAUGUGUUAACAUUUCCCAGAAAAAGAUGCGCUGUUCUAUGGCUUCUCUUUCCCAAUGGUACAAGGAUGUGACAAAGAAAUCAGGCUUUGAAACGUCAAGCAAAAAAAGAACUUCCUCUUCCAGGCACUGGCAAUCUCCUCCAAUUGUGGUUAUCUUCAAGGACAUGGAAAGCUUCACAACGAAAGUACUUCAGGACUUCAUUGUUAUCAGCAGUCAGCACAUACAUGAAAUCCCUCUUGUACUCAUUUUUGGAAUUGCCACGUCUCCAAUGAUCAUCCACAGGUUACUUCCUCACUCUGUUUCUUCUCUGCUGUGUAUAGAACUUUUCCAGUCUCUUUCCUGCAAAGAGCACAUGGCUACAGUAAUUGACAAGCUCCUUCUGACAACUCAGUUUCCCUUUAAACUAAGUGAGAAAGUGUUGCAAGUUCUAAUCAACAUAUUUUUAUACCAUGAUUUCUCUGUGCAGAAUUUUAUUAAAGGAUUUCAGCUGUCAGUUGUGGAGCAUUUUUAUUCCCAGCCCCUUAGUGUGUUGUGCUGCCAGCUCCAGGAAGCUAAGAAGAGAAUAAAUUCUUUAUCACACAAUCAGUGUGAAAAUAUUCGAAGUCUGCCAUCUUUUAGAAGAUAUGUGGAAAGUCAAGUCUCAGAAAAACAGAUUGCACUGCUGACUGAGGACAAUUUUUUGAAGGAGGUUACACAGACAUUAUUGGAAGACUUGAAUAGUUACCAUGAGAAUUAUUUUCCAGUUCUGAGAUGCCUUCAUGUUUUCACAAGUUCUCUUCCAAAGUAUCCUUUGGGCAAACAGAUCAGAGAGCUGCACUGUGCAUGUUUGGGAAAGAGAGUAUGGGAAACAGAAGAAUAUGGGUCAGCUGUUCAGUUAAUGAGGAUGUUGGCUAAGGCUGAGUUGGUGGCCAUACUUCAAAAAUGUGUGGAGAUUUUUACAUCAUCUUCUGGAAAACAGUUUAGCAACACGAUAGAGAAAAUGGAGGAGUUCCUGACACGAUUUCAAAAUCUGGAAGUAGCAGAAACAAAUGAUAUACAAGAUGUGUCUGUGUCAUCACAAAAUGAACUUCAGAAGAAGACCGACCUCUAUCAUCUUCAGAAGACUUUGCUGGAAUUGAAAGAAUCAAAAAGGUCUAAGAAAUUAACCAAGUUUGAAAUGCUCCGGUUCGAAGUUGUUGACUUUAUAGAAAGUCUCGUAAGAAGUUACCUUACUCCUGCAGAGAUGCAGACCCUGAAUGAGGUGGUGUAUUUCAACACAGCUAACACCCUCCGUGAGCACUUGAAUGCUGCCCCACGGAUUGCUCUUCACACAGCUCUGAACAACCCCUAUUGCUACCUGAAAAAUCAAACUUUGAAAAGUGAUGUAGGAUGCAUUUCUAACACUGCUCCUGACAUAUGCAUAGCAUAUAAACUUCAUUUGGAGUGUGGCAGAUUAAUAAAUCUUGUUGACUGGUUAGAGGCUUUUUCAACUGUAGUAACUGCAGUUGAAGGAAAAGACUUAGAUUCAACGGCCACAGACCAGAUGGAUGAAAUUAUUCAUGCUCGUUUUAUUAGAGCUGUUUCAGAACUGGAACUUUUAGGAUUCAUAAAGCCUAGCAAGCAGAAAACCGAUCACGUGGCAAGGCUCACCUGGGGAGGCUGUUAAAUGAUAGAACAAAAGUCUACAUGUGAAGGUUCAUUACAGCACAUGGAGAACAGCACAGCCGCUAGGAAAAAUUAAUCGCUGCUGUAACUACUGAUGUUGAGUUAACUAAGGAUGAAUUUGACUUAUGUACUAUAUUCUAAUUGCCAACAAAAUACUACCUCUUUUCUAUACUUCAUUUUGUAUGGACAAGGGGUCAGUUUUAGUACAUAAUUUAAUAUUCACUUAAAAUUGCAAAAUUCUGACCAGUUCUGUAUUAGUUUUCCUUUUUUGUAACAUAACAUAUAUGUUAGAUCAUAGUGGUGGUGAAGAGCCAGGAGCCCAGAAUGAAAUUUGUUGACGUUUUCUUUUAGAUGUAUAAACUAUGAAUAUUUAAGUAGUGAUGUUAUGAAAUGUCCUCCAGAUACUGCAUAUUUUCAAAAAGCCUAUAUGAUUUUCUGAGAAAUUCAAUAGCAAGUCUGUCACCAGCACCCACUGAGCACUGCCCUACCAGCUGCUGUGGGCUGAGCAGAACUAUUUGAUGAGCCUGGUGAUGGUGUUCUGGGAAGACUUGUCUAUAAACAGAAGAAAACCACACUUCUGUAAUGAAGGAUGAAGGAAAAUGAAGGAAAAGUAUUCCUGAAGGGACAGUCGCCAUCUAUACUGUGCUAUUUGAAAACAUUACAGCUGGAUGGUAAAUAAGCCUUUUAAAAAUACUCCUUUAGUUAACCUGUUAUCGGUCAGAUUUCCUUAUUGGCAUAGGAGAAAAUAGUGAACGUUGAGUAGUUAUUAAUGUUGAAGGAAGGUAAUAAAAAAUACCCCUUUAUUCCUGUUUCUCCUUGCAUUCUUGCCCUCAAGAUUUUUAUUGUGUGCUGGGACAAGCAAGGAAAACAGCUGCAUGGGCCUAAUACAACUGUUUACAUGCUGUUAUGACAGCUGUCCCGCCACUGACAUCACUCGCUAGACAGAAUGUUUCAAACUAUUUGUGCCCUGGACAAUCAAUGAAGCAAGUUUAAUCAUGAGGCCAUCCUACUGACAUGUAGAUAUGAAGACAGAACAACUAGAGUAAAACCCUAGCAAUUCUGAAUUGUGUGUAAAGUGCCACCAGGGUGGAGGUACAAAUUGGGCUCCUAAACCAAGUCUACAUUAUUUUUUCAGCUCUAAAAACUUGCAAAGCAGAUUAUCCUCAUACAGUAAUCUCUUGUGAUUAUUGUUGAAGUAACUUCCUGGGCAGGGGGGAAAAACAGUGAUUAUGUACAGUGUGUUGGACCUUUUUUAAAGUUAGAUUGAAGAUCUCAUGAUGCAAUAGUGUGGACAAACUAGCCUACUUUAAAGCAAGGACCAAAGUUUUAUUUUCUUUCAUUCUGAAGUGAUUUUAGCACAUGGUAUUAGCUGAUGAAUAGUACUUAGCUAUAUUCUCAGUGUGCUAUGUGCAGAUUUCAGCCCAAAGUACCUUACUACCAUUACUAAGAGCUGCAUUGCUCAAGGGUUAGCAGUUAUUCCUGAAGCCCAACUAAUGGAAAUUUUGUCUGGUAAUUGCAUGCUGUCCAAGACUACUUUCCCCAUAUUUUCUUCAAAAAAACUAAAUUCCUUAGGUUGUCUUGCUUUCUGAAUAAUUGCAUUCCUGAAGCACCCCCUUCCAUGUAGGAAAAAAUAAAUUCUGCUCAUUUGUUUUGAUUAUAUUGUGCCUCUUUUUACCUAGUUUUUGUUCUGCACUUACUCUAUUACUACACUCUAAAGUUACUUUAACAAAUCUCUGUUUAUCCUUGGAAGUACUUAAUGAUCUACUCGUUCUUGGCAUUUUUUUCCCUCUUGAACAACUGAAGUUCAUACGUGCUUAGUAGCUGUGUUUUAAUAUUCCAUGCUUGAGUAAUGAGAAGCUGGAUAGAUCUGUAUAGGCAGAGUGCUAAAUGUGGAAAAUGUGAAAAAUGGCAUGUUUACAUUUCUGUGAUAGAAUAUACACAAGAUGUACUCAGACAUGUUAGUUAACACAAUUCAUGGCAAUAUUGCUUAUUGUAGGAAGUCUUGUUCAUAUAGUUUGACUUGAAUCCAACAAUAGUUCUUAUCAGUAGUGAUGACCAGAAAGAUGUAAGGUUUGAAUGUAGGUGAAGCCAGUGCAUUUCCUGGAGAUGAGAUAUCCCAUACACAAGUAAUUACUUAUACCCUUCCUAGUGUUGACACACAUGGUAAAAAUGAUUCCUUUCUAUCAUUUCACUGCUUCCACUUAAGUAAGAGAGAAUCUAGAAGUUACUUUGGGGAAGUCCUAUAGCCUGUUAUACAGGUUAGACCGGAUGACAGUGGUCCCUUCUGGCUUAGGAUUCGAUAUUGAUGAUUCUGCCUCCCUGCUACGGUUUCUCUUGCAUGCACUACUUGUUUCACAAGUGUUUCUAUUUGACAGCUUCAUGUGGGAGGCUGGGUGUGGGCAGCUAGAUUACAUAUCCCAAGUUUGUCCAGCAUCAUUUGAAUUGGGAAGAAACAAAAUGUGAUUUUCCAAUGACCAGAAUAUUUUUGUAUGUGCUUGUUUUCUGUGGUGUAUAGUUUUGUCUGUUUUUAAUAGAUCCCUAGCUAUAUUUAUCCUUUUCUGCUGUACAUUUCCCUCAAGUUUGCAUAUUUGUUUUGUUAAAGUGCCAGUUAUUUCUAUGCAUUGUUUAAUAAAUGCUGUAACUCCCUUUCCUAUCCUUGAUGUUGCUUUGAGAUCAUAAUUGACUCAUAUGCUACUCAUGUAAAUGAACUAUACUUCAAUAUUUUUGCCUUCUAAAUGCUAUUGCUUCACAUCUGUGUUUCAAGGAUGUUUGUUUUAGCAAAACUAAUUUUGAGCCUUGCAAGUGCCUAUUUUUUCUAAAUUGUCUGCAAUUCUUAUCUUCAUUCUACACCACUGUUGGCACACAGGGUGAAAACAUCUACAUGUCUCAUCUAUCAUGAUAUAUUGGUGCUUGUUUCUAAAUAACUUCAUAAUCUGGGUUAUGGCAGUGUCAAAUAUGUAGCCCUGUUUCAUGCCAACAUCCACACUGAACCACACGGGCUGGUUAGCCUUGGAGAACAUUUCCCAUCUGGUCCUGUGACCUUGAUGUUUUUGAAUAGAAUGAUGUUGUACUGCAGAAUAUUCCACAGUGUAUCCCUGUGAACUGUCAAGUCUUGUCAGAAAAAAAUAGAACUUGCCCUUCUAUACAAUAAAUACAUUCUUUUGAGGGUAUCUGAUGUACAUAAGCUCUCCUGAGCCUGAUGCAUCUGGCAAUGGCUGUUAUGCCCAAGACUGGAUAAAAUGGGAAAGGUUGAGCCUUGUGAAAACAUACUGAUCUAGGCACAUGCUUCAAGCAAGAGAAGAAAUCUCAUUUACUCUGGCCAUUGUAACAGGCAGUCAUGCUCAUUGACAGAUUGGGGAGGGAGGGUAGGAGAUCAGUCAACUGGGAACCUUAACCCAUCAUAAGAUGUCAAUCAUAUAGCACUAUGUUCUGACAAAGGAACAAACUAAUGAGGAUAAAGUUAUGCAGUUCCCUCCAAAAUGGGACUGACAAUAGCUAACCAUGACUUAAUCCUUGUUCUUGGCAACAAGAAUGUCAGAAUCAAGGACUAGAAAGAGCAACUAGGGAAAGCAUGUGUUGGGAACUAUCAACCAAAAUGGUAAGACAAUUUAACAGUGCUAAGUAUCUGAGCUAACUCUUAGAAAUGCCCUAUACAGCCAGCUACCGGGUUACGAACACAUCAGCUUACAACUAUUCAUAUUUACGGCCAACCUCCUAUACAGCCGGUCCCCAAGUUACAAACGAAAUCCACACUUACAAACAGCAUGGCCGUACGUAAGUGAAUGUAAUCCAAUUUACGAACAGAUCAAGUUACGACGUAGUGUUUGGUACAUAACUCGGAGACUGGCUGUAUUCCAGGGAUGGGCAAUUUUUGCC